AUGCCAACUGCACCGAAGCAGCGGAAGAUAGCUAUUGUUGGCAGUCGGUCCGUGGGCAAAUCUUCCCUUACAGUUCGAUUUGUUGAGCACCAUUUUGUAGAGAGUUAUUACCCGACAAUCGAGAACACGUUCAGCCGCAUUAUUAAAUAUAAUGGCCAAGAUUUCGCAACUGAAAUUGUUGACACAGCUGGUCAAGAUGAGUAUAGCAUACUGAAUUCUAAACACUUCAUUGGAAUCCAUGGAUACAUUAUUGUUUACUCGGUGGCUUCCCGCCAAUCCUUUGAUAUGGUCAGAGUUAUUCGAGACAAGAUAUUGAAUCAUCUCGGAGCAGAACAUGUCCCCCUUGUAGUGGUGGGAAAUAAGAGUGACCUCAAACAUGAACAACGUCAGGUGUCUUUAGAUGAAGGCCGACAUUUGGUAGAAGAAUUUCAUUGCGCGUUUACCGAGGCCAGCGCUCGGCUUGGCCACAAUGUCGAUAGGGCCUUCGAUCUAAUGAUCGGGGAGAUUGAAAAGUCACAAAAUCCAUCUCAGCCGACUGGAGGCAACAAGUGCAAUGUAAUGUGA
Molecule: messenger RNA, 564 nt
Organism: Aspergillus tanneri
Lineage: Eukaryota; Fungi; Ascomycota; Eurotiomycetes; Eurotiales; Aspergillaceae
Gene: rhbA
Product: Rheb family small GTPase rhbA
Exons: 4
Coding region: 1-564 (187 amino acids)
Biological process (GO): small GTPase-mediated signal transduction
Cellular component (GO): plasma membrane
Molecular function (GO): GDP binding; GTP binding; GTPase activity
Source: RefSeq, a predicted model, not a curated record